GCUGUUGUUGAUGUUUCUUUCUCCUUACUUUUCAAAUUGGAAAUGAUGCUGCUACAAAUUAGUGAAUUUAGAACAUUUUUUGGUUGAAAAGACACGAAUUAGAGUCAUGCCGAAAAAGCUAUCUACAAACCCAAAAGCAGAGGCUGCAAGAGAAAGAAAAGAAACUAAAAAGAAUGAGGAAAGGGACCGUGUUGAAAAGGAGAAAGAAGAUGCUCUUUGGAGGGAUGGUCAUAAACUAACCGCAAAAAAGCAACAGAGAAAGGAGGAUAAAGAUCAGAAGCGGCUGUUGGAACUACAGCGGAAAAAGGAGUUAAAGGCUUUGUUGGAAAAAGAGGAGGCCAGUCUUGGAGGAAAGUCCAAAUCUGCAGCACCUGUAGCAAAAGUCACAAGAGCACAAAUAGAAACACAAAAGCAAAAGGAGGUGCAGCUGCGACAAAAUGAAGAAGCCAUGAGGAAAAAGGAAGAAGAAGCAAUGAAUGAUUUUACAGGUGAUAAUCCCAAUCGUUCAAUGGCAGAACACUUAGAGAAAGAAGGCAUUACUGAAGCAAGGAAUGUUGAAGAUGCAAUUGCUGUUCUAAAAGUGAAGGAGGAUGAAACAAACCCUGUUGAUAAACAUCCAGAAAAGAGAAUGAAAGCAGCUUAUGCUGCCUUCGAAGAAGAAAACCUCCCAAGAUUAAAGGAAGAGAACCCUAACCUUCGAAUGUCUCAAUUGAAACAAUUAUUAAGAAAGGAAUGGAUAAAAUCACCAAGUAAUCCAAUGAAUCAAGCAUUGAGCCGAUAAUUGCUGUAUUUGUAUUCAGUUUGUAGGUUAAUUCAUUCUAUUUAUAAAUUUAUCAGUAUAUUUUUUUGAAACAUUCUUAAAUCAUGCAGAAAA
Messenger RNA from Rhopilema esculentum, 874 nucleotides. RefSeq lists its product as uncharacterized. NCBI's taxonomy places the organism in Eukaryota, Metazoa, Cnidaria, Scyphozoa, Rhizostomeae, Rhizostomatidae. Gene Ontology annotation, biological process: transcription by RNA polymerase II. The record is from RefSeq and is a predicted model, not a curated record. Gene Ontology annotation, molecular function: transcription coactivator activity. Gene Ontology annotation, cellular component: nucleus.